Messenger RNA from Heterostelium album PN500, 390 nucleotides. RefSeq lists its product as uncharacterized. The transcript is spliced from 3 exons. Lineage: Eukaryota; Evosea; Eumycetozoa; Acytosteliales; Acytosteliaceae. The coding region runs from base 1 to 390 and encodes 129 amino acids. The record is from RefSeq and is a predicted model, not a curated record.
AUGGGCUAUCGAUCAGAAAUGCAACAACACGUUAAGCCCAGUAAAAGUGAUUGGGAUCUACUUAACCAGAUAUUUAGUUUAGAAUAUGAAUUAAUAGACAACAAUUCUGAUCAAUCUAAAUUAGAUAAACUAAAAAGACCUAUCGACCAAAUUGACAGUUUGAAAUUAACCAACCUUUGUGAACAACUCAUCAACAACCUUGCUUUGAAACGCAUACAGCAAAUAAGAGACACAGGCAAACACCAACAAAUAGCAACCCAGCAACAACAACAACAAAUUACAAAUAUACAAUCACCUUCUCAAUCAUCUACACCAUCAUCAACACUAUCCUCUUCAACAUCAUUACACUCAUCGAAUAACUAUAUAGUUAGAGCAUCACCCAGUAAAUAA